Nannizzia gypsea CBS 118893 is the source of this 1413-nucleotide messenger RNA. Its product is annotated as fructose-2,6-bisphosphatase. The coding region runs from base 1 to 1413 and encodes 470 amino acids. Gene Ontology annotation, cellular component: cytosol. The transcript has 3 exons. NCBI's taxonomy places the organism in Eukaryota, Fungi, Ascomycota, Eurotiomycetes, Onygenales, Arthrodermataceae. The record is from RefSeq and is a predicted model, not a curated record. Gene Ontology annotation, molecular function: fructose-2,6-bisphosphate 2-phosphatase activity; 6-phosphofructo-2-kinase activity; ATP binding. Gene Ontology annotation, biological process: fructose 2,6-bisphosphate metabolic process; fructose metabolic process.
AUGGCGGGCCCAGUUAAUGCAUCCUCUGCCUACCACCCGUGCCCUAUAGAGUCCCCUGCUGUGCAUGACAAGCCUCAUACUAUAGAACGUCCAGCUAACAGCUGGCAGAACGAUGAUGCAAAGAUAUGUGUAGUUAUGGUUGGCCUUCCGGCCCGGGGGAAGAGUCUUAUUGCUGGCAAAGCACUACGUUAUCUCUCAUGGAUCGGUAUUCCCGCAAAGAUCUUUAACGUUGGGCAGUACCGCCGACAAGACACCCCUCGGCCCACAGCGGCAUUCUUCGACAAAUCCAAUCCCGAUGGGGAACGGUUACGCCGGGCAGCGGCUGAAGCUGCAGUCACAGACAUGCUUCGCUGGUUCUCAACGACCGGCGGCCAAGUCGCCAUCCUUGAUGCAACCAACUCGACAAAGGAACGCCGCAAGUGGAUCCGUGAUGUGUGCCAGGCUGCUGGGAUUGAGCCGCUGUUUGUUGAGUCUAAGUGUGAUGACAGGGAACUUAUCAUGAGCAAUAUCAGAGAGGUCAAGACAACUUCUCCAGACUAUGUUGGACAGGACCCAGAAAUUGCCGCACAGGAUUUCAUGAAGCGGAUCAGCAACUAUGAGAAGGUAUACGAAACUAUAGACGAGGACGAGGAUGUAUCGUACAUCCAGCUCAUCAACGUUGGGACAUCCGUGGUGAUCAACAAUAUCAAGGACUACCUGUCUAGUAGACUGGUAUACUAUACCAUCAACCUUCACAUUAAACCCAGAUCUAUCUGGCUAUCCCGGCAUGGUGAGUCUGAGUUUAACCUCUCAGGCCAAAUAGGCGGAGACGCCAACCUGUCUAGCCGCGGCGAAGCGUACGCCCGAGCCUUGCCCUCUCUCCUGAAGGAAUCUGGGGUACCCCCUGGCACCAAAAUAGUCAUCUGGACCUCGACAUUAAAACGCACUAUCCAAACUGCCCGUUUCCUCCAGGCAGAAACAGGCUAUGACAAACUAGAAUGGAAAGCCCUUGACGAACUUGACUCGGGAGUCUGCGAUGGCCUCACCUAUGAGGAAAUCGCCGAAAGAUACCCUGAGGACUUCAAAGCCCGUGACGACGACAAAUACAACUACCGCUACCGGGGCGGAGAAUCAUACCGUGACGUAGUCAUCCGUCUUGAACCAAUUAUAAUGGAACUCGAACGAAGCGAAAACGUCCUCAUAGUCACUCACCAGGCUGUACUUCGCUGCAUUUACUCUUACUUCCUAAACAUGUCUCAAGAGCAGAGCCCGUGGAUGGAGGUGCCUCUUCACACGCUGAUUAAGCUUACCCCUCGCGCUUACGGGACCGAAGAGAAGAGAUUCAAAGCAAGCAUCCCAGCCGUCUCGACCUGGCGCGGUAAAGGAUCGUCUGCAAAACAUCAGGAGCCAGCUAGUCUUCCUGUAGCUAAGUAA